Myripristis murdjan (pinecone soldierfish) is the source of this 3504-nucleotide messenger RNA. RefSeq names its product integrin, alpha 5 (fibronectin receptor, alpha polypeptide) (gene itga5). Gene Ontology annotation, biological process: cell-matrix adhesion; integrin-mediated signaling pathway; cell-cell adhesion. Bases 175 to 3354 code for a protein of 1059 amino acids. Gene Ontology annotation, cellular component: integrin complex; external side of plasma membrane. Lineage: Eukaryota; Metazoa; Chordata; Actinopteri; Holocentriformes; Holocentridae. The record is from RefSeq and is a predicted model, not a curated record. Gene Ontology annotation, molecular function: integrin binding. The transcript is spliced from 30 exons.
GCUGACGGAGCAUUUAUGAGAUACUGCCCAGUUUGAGUUAACAGGGAUGCAGUUGAGAUAGCCACAGCCAACCACUGUUUCAGGGGGUCUCUGCGGAUUUGAAAGCACCAAAAGUCGGGACCAGUUCGCCGUUUAGCGCAAACUUUAGUGGAUUAAUUUAUUCUUUAAAAAAAAAUGGGGUUGGAACGAUUUCGCUCAAAGACGCCGGGAAUAGCAGCCCCUCUUGCCCGCACACUCCUUUGUAUCACCGGGGUUUUACUCACUUUCUCUCCGCCAGUCUGCGAGGCGUUCAACUUGGACGUGGAGAGCCCAGCUGUGUACAGCGGACCCAACGGGAGCUACUUCGGAUAUGCAGUGGAGUUUUACUUGACAGAUUCUAAGAGUGUGAGUGUGGUGGUAGGGGCUCCCAAGGCUAACACCAGCCAGUUCAACAUCACAGAGGGAGGAUCCGUCUUCUACUGCCCGUGGAGCCGCAGCCAGACAGAAUGUCACAGCAUUGAGUUUGAUACUGAAGGGGACCGCACCGUCUCACUCAAUGACACAAACCACCAGGCUGAAGUCAAAUCCCACCAAUGGUUCGGCGCCACUGUGCGUUCCCACGACGACACCAUUCUGGCCUGUGCCCCUCUCUACUCCUGGCGAACUAAAGACGACACCCCCCACUCGGAUGCUACAGGGACCUGCUACCUCUCAGUCAGUAACUUCACCAAAUUUGUGGAGUACGCUCCCUGUCGCACAGAGUUCAGAGAGGAGAAGGGACAGGGCUACUGUCAAGGAGGAUUCAGUGCUGAUUUCACCAAGGAUGGCAAAGUGGUAUUAGGAGGGCCAGGCAGCUACUACUGGCAAGGUCAGGUGAUCUCUGCCGCCAAGGACAAGAUAAUUAAAGCGUACUACCCGGGCUAUUUCAUGCAGUCUGUGGAGGGCCAGAUCCAGACCAGACAGGUCAGGACCGAAUUUGAUGACAGCUACCAAGGCUACUCUGUUGCAGUUGGGGAAUUCAGUGGUGAUGAGGUGGAAGAUUUUGUGGCUGGGGUUCCAAAAGGAGACAAGCUUUAUGGUUCGGUGUCUAUGUUGAAUGGUACUGAUCUGCAGUCCAUGAUGAAGUACACUGGUGAACAGAUGGGAUCGUAUUUUGGCUAUGCCGUGGCAACGACUGACAUUAACAAUGAUGGGAUGAUUGACCUGCUGGUGGGAGCCCCCAUGUUCAUGGUUCGGGGCUCUGACGCCCGUCUGGAAGAAAUGGGCCGGGUCUAUGUUUACCUGCAGCGUGGCCCCCUAGACCUGGAGCCCCGCCUACCUCACCUGACAGGCACCCAAAUGUUUGGGAGAUUCGGCAGCACCAUUGCACCUUUGGGAGAUCUGAACCAGGAUGGGUUCAAUGAUGUGGCCAUCAGCUGUCCGUUUGGAGGGGACGAUCGUCAGGGAUUAGUCUACAUUUAUAAUGGCAACUCAGCAGGACUCAGGGACACGCCGUCUCAGGUGAUCACUGGACAAUGGGCUGCUGGGACCAUGCCUGCCAGCUUUGGAUUUGCUCUCCGAGGCGCUAAGGAUCUUGACAUGAACGGAUACCCAGAUCUUAUUGUCGGUGCCUUUGGUGUUGACAAGGCCAUUCUCUACAGAUCCCGUCCAAUAGUCAAUACCAGUGCCUCCUUGACAAUUUCUCCCACCAUGAUCAACCCUGAGGAGAAGCUCUGCACAGUCACUAAUGGCAACACCAGCAUUCCUGUGUCCUGCGUCAACCUGAGUUUCUGCAUCUCUGCUGAUGGGAAGCAUCUACCAGCCCACUUAGACUUCCAGGUGGAGGUACAGCUGGAUAGCCAUAAGCACAAGCAGAAAGGUGCAGUGAAGCGGGCUCUGUUCUUGGAUUCCCAGCAGGCCUUGCUCCAGAAGAAUGUGGCAGUGAAACAUGGCGAUCGCGUGUGUCACCAAACCAAGAUCUUCCUAAGAGAAGAGAAGGAGUUCAGGGACAAGCUCUCCUCCAUUUUUGUGGCCUUGAACUUCAGCCUGGAUCCAAAUGCUGCCGCUGACUUGCAUGGCCUGCGGCCCAUUCUCAACUAUCAGACCACCACCAUCAUUGAGCAGAAGGCCCAGAUUCUGCUUGACUGCGGAGAGGACAACAUCUGUGUUCCUGACUUGAAGCUGGCGGUUCACGGGGACAGGAAGGAAGUCUACCUAGGUGAUGACAACUCGCUGACCUUGACUUUCAACGCCAGAAAUGAGGGGGGAGGGGCAUACGAGGCAGAGCUGUACGUGGUGCUGCCUCAUGAAGCAGACUACAGCGGCAUAGCCCGCAAUAAUGAGAGCCUGACCCAGCUGACCUGCAGCUACGAGACAGAGAACCAGACCCGCUACCUCAGCUGUGAUUUGGGCAACCCUAUGAAGUCGGGCACCAGCCUGUGGGCAGGCCUGCGCUUCACAGUGCCACGCCUCAAGGACACACACAAGACCGUUCAGUUUGACCUGCAGAUUCGCAGUAAAAAUGAGAAUAAUUCCCACAGUGAGGUUAUCCCCUACAAGCUGGAGGUGGUUGUCCAAGCUGAUGUUAUUCUACAAGGCGUGUCCCGGCCUGAUAAGGUCUUCUUCCCACCAGCCAACUGGAAGAUGACCAAAAGCUAUCAGGUGGAGCAGGACAUUGGCCCUGCAGUGGAGCACAUCUUUGAGCUGGUGAAUAACGGGCCCAGUCGGAUUAGCCACACCCUCCUUCAGCUGCGCUGCCCCCUCAGAGUCCAGGGUCAGUCUCUCCUUUAUCCCCUGGAGUUCUCCACUGAAGGCCCCCUCAACUGCACCGCCAACCGCACCAUGAACCAUCUCCACCUCAAACUCCAGCAGACCUCCACAGAGCUUCCGCCUAUUCUGGCACUGAAGGCCCAUGAGCACCAUGUCGAGAGGAGGGAGGUCCACCGAGACCAGCUUGCCCAUUUGACCAACCUGUCCUGCUCUAAUGUUGAGUGCUGGACGCUCCAGUGUAAUGUGGGUCUCCUUGAGAAAGGGACUACUGCCAUUGUGAAAGUGCGCUCCCGCGUCUGGGCUGAGACCUUCAUUGAGAGAUCCUAUAAGCAUUACAUGCUGGAGUGCCUGGCCAGAUACAGCGUGAUGAAGAUGCCUUAUGCCAUCUUACCCAAGCAUUCUCCUAGUGGACACAAAAAGGUGGUGACUCCGGUGGUCUGGAACAAGCCAGACAUCGACAACUCGGUUCCUCUGUGGAUCAUCAUCCUGGCCAUUCUGGCUGGACUGCUGCUUUUGGCUCUUCUCAUCUACAUCCUCUACAAGCUUGGCUUCUUCAAGCGAUCUCUACCUUAUGGCACUGCCAUGGAGAAAGCGCAACUGAAACCACAGGCUGCCUCCGAGGCCUAACCAACCACCAGAGCUACCAGAAGCACAGAGCCACUGGCCGUAUGAUUGCAAUAGAGAAACACGACGGAACGUCUAGAGCGGAUCAGACUACGGUUGAAGAGUUUAGGAGGAGGAAAGACCACUGGAUCUCCACUGUGCUGCACUAGAAGA